CGUCGCCGGGACGCUCGUUCUGACCCGGAGAGGCUCGCGGGCCGGGGCCAGAGGUCUGAACUUCCCUCAGAGCCGCCGCGGCCGGAGGAAUCGCUUCGCGGCGGACGGCCACUUCAGGCCGAGGGGCGCGGGAAGGAGGCAAAACCGCCUUCCUCUGCCGUGAGCCCUGGAUUGCUAGGUGCCAGUGACCCAGUCCGGGGGGUACCGAGAACUCAGCAACAUGGCUUCCCCGCCCCACCAGCAGCUGCUGCAUCACCACAGCACCGAGGUGAGCUGCGACUCCAGCGGAGACAGCAACAGCGUGCGGGUCAAAAUCAACCCCAAGCAGCUCUCAUCUGGAAGCCACCCCAAGCACUGCAAGUACAGCAUCUCCUCCAGCUGCAGCAGUUCGGGGGACUCCGGGGGCGCGCCCCGGAGGGUGGGCGUCGGGGGCCGCCUGCGCCGGCAGAAGAAGCUGCCGCAGCUGUUCGAGAGAGCCUCCAGCCGCUGGUGGGACCCCAAAUUCGACUCGGUGAACCUGGAGGAGGCGUGCAUGGAGCGCUGCUUCCCGCAAACCCGGCGCCGCUUCCGCUAUGCGCUCUUCUACAUCGGCUUCGCCUGCUUGCUCUGGAGUGUCUACUUUGCGGUCCACAUGCAAUCCAGACUGGUGGUCUUGGUAGGCCCUGCUCUGUGCUUCCUGGUGGUGUGCGUGGGCUUAUUUCUUUUUACCUUCACCAGGCUGUACGCCCGGCACUACGUGUGCACCGCGCUGGUGCUCACUCUCUUGGUGUUCAUCCUCACUCUGGCCUUGCAGUUUCAGGUUUUGACGCCUCUCUCAGGACGCGCUGACAGCUCCAAUCACACACCCACAGUCAGCCCCCACUCCACCUGCUUGUCUCAAGUGGGGAGCUUCUCCAUGUGCAUCGAAGUGCUCCUUUUGCUGUACACUGUCAUGCACUUACCUUUGUAUUUGAGCCUGUUCCUGGGAGUGGCCUAUUCUAUUCUCUUUGAGACCUUUGGCCACCAUUUCCGAGAUGCAGACUGCUUCCCUCCGGUGUGGGGAGCCCUGCACUGGGAGCUGCUGAGCAGGGCCUUGCUCCACCUCUGCAUUCACGCCAUCGGGGUCCACCUGCUCAUCAUGUCCCAGGUGAGGUCCAGGAGCACUUUCCUCAAGGUGGGGCAGUCCAUUAUGCACGGGAAGGAUCUGGAAGUAGAAAAAGCCCUCAAAGAGAGAAUGAUCCACUCUGUGAUGCCCAGAAUCAUCGCUGAUGACUUAAUGAAACAGGGUGAUGAUGACAGUGAGAAUUCUGUCAAAAGGCACCCCACCUCGAGCCCCAAGAACAAGAAGAAGAAAUUUUCUAUACAGAAAGCGCCUAUAGCCUUCCGCCCUUUUAAAAUGCAGCAGAUCGAAGAGGUCAGCAUUUUGUUUGCAGACAUUGUGGGCUUCACCAAGAUGAGUGCCAACAAGUCCGCGCAUGCCCUGGUAGGGCUUCUCAAUGAUCUGUUUGGUCGCUUCGACCGCCUGUGUGAGGAGACCAAGUGUGAGAAGAUCAGCACGUUGGGUGACUGUUACUAUUGUGUGGCAGGUUGUCCCGAGCCCCGGGCAGACCAUGCCUACUGCUGCAUCGAAAUGGGCUUGGGCAUGAUCAAAGCCAUCGAGCAGUUCUGCCAGGAGAAGAAAGAGAUGGUGAACAUGCGUGUCGGGGUCCACACGGGCACCGUUUUGUGUGGCAUCUUGGGCAUGCGGAGGUUUAAAUUCGACGUGUGGUCCAAUGAUGUGAAUUUGGCCAACCUCAUGGAGCAGCUGGGAGUGGCUGGCAAGGUCCACAUUUCCGAGUCCACUGCAAAAUACUUAGAUGAUCGGUACGAAAUGGAAGACGGGAAGGUGUUUGAGCGCCUGGGCCAGAGUGUGGUGGCUGACCAGUUGAAAGGUCUGAAGACAUACCUGAUAUCGGGUCAGAGAGCGAAGGAGUCUCAUUGCAGCUGUUCAGAGGCCUUGCUUUCUGGCCUCAAGGUCAUUGGCGGCUCCCAGGGGUCUUCAGGCCCUAGGUUACAGGGGACAGCAUCACCAGGGAGUGUCAGUGACUUGGCACAGACUGUCAAAACCUUUGAUAACCUUAAGACCUGCCUUUCAUGUGGAAUUACGUUUGCUCCAAAAUCUGAAGCUGGUGCAGAAGGAGGAGCAGUCCAAAAUGGCUGUCAAGACGAGCAUAAAAACAGCAGCAAGGCUUCUGGAGGACCUAAUUCCAAAGCCCAGAAUGGACUUCUGAGCCCUCCACCAGAGGAGAAGCUUACCAACAGUCAGACCUCCCUGUGUGAGAUCCUACAGGAAAAGGGAAGGUGGGCAGGGGUGAGCUUGGACCAAUCUGCCCUCCUUCCGUUGAGAUUCAAGAAUAUCCGGGAGAAAACAGAUGCCCAUUUUGUUGAUGUUAUUAAAGAAGAUAGCCUGAUGAAAGAUUAUUUUUUUAAACCACCCAUUAAUCAGUUCAGCUUGAACUUCUUGGACCAGGAGCUAGAGCGAACCUACAGGACCAGCUACCAAGAAGAGGUCAUAAAGAAUUCUCCCGUGAAGACUUUUGCCAGUGCCACCUUCAGUUCCCUUCUGGAUGUGUUUCUGUCAACAACUGUGUUUCUAGUCCUCUCCGUCACCUGCUUCCUGAAGUACAGGGCCACCGCCUUGUCCCCACCGCCUGCUGCCCUGGCCAUCUUUGGUGUGGCCCUGGUGCUGGAGGUGCUCUCCCUCGUUGUCUCUGUCAGGAUGGUGUUCUUCCUGGAAGAUGUCAUGUUGUGUACCAAGCGCCUGCUGGAGUGGAUCGCCGGCUGGCUUCCUCGUCACUUCAUCGGAGCAAUCCUGGUGUCACUCCCUGCCCUUGCCGUCUAUUCCCAUGUCACCUCUGAGUUUGAGACAAACAUUCAUUUUACCACGUUCGUGUGCUCAGCCAUCCUCAUCGCUGUCGUGCAGUACUGCAACUUCUGCCAGCUCAGCUCCUGGAUGCGGUCCUCGCUGGCCACCAUUGUUGGGGCUGGGCCCCUGCUCCUGCUUUAUAUCUCCCUGUGUCCAGACAGUUCCAUAAUAAUUGCACACCUUGAUGCAGUACAGAAUUUCAGUUCCCAGGGGAGUCCCUGCAGUGGCUCACUGCCACAUGACAGCAGGAAGCCAGCCAGUCUGAUUGGCCAGGAGGUGGUUCUCGUCUUCUUUCUUCUGCUCCUCCUGGUCUGGUUCCUGAACCGAGAGUUCGAAGUCAGCUACCGCUUACACUACCAUGGCGACGUGGAAGCGGACCUUCACCGCACCAAGAUCCAGAGCAUGCGAGACCAGGCUGACUGGCUGCUGAGAAACAUCAUUCCUUACCAUGUGGCCGAGCAGCUCAAGGUGUCUCAGACCUAUUCCAAGAACCAUGACAGUGGAGGGGUCAUCUUCGCCAGCAUCGUCAACUUCAGCGAAUUCUACGAGGAGAACUACGAGGGGGGCAAGGAGUGCUACCGGGUCCUCAACGAACUCAUUGGGGACUUUGACGAGCUCCUAAGCAAGCCGGACUACAGCAGCAUUGAGAAGAUCAAGACCAUUGGGGCGACCUACAUGGCUGCCUCGGGGCUGAACACGGCUCAGUGCCAGGAUAGCAGCCACCCGCAGGAACACCUGCAGAUCCUGUUCGAGUUUGCCAAGGAGAUGAUGCGUGUGGUGGAUGACUUCAAUAACAACAUGUUGUGGUUCAACUUCAAACUCCGUGUCGGCUUCAACCAUGGGCCCCUGACUGCAGGGGUCAUCGGCACCACAAAGCUGCUGUACGAUAUCUGGGGGGACACGGUCAACAUUGCCAGCAGGAUGGAUACCACUGGGGUAGAAUGCCGCAUUCAGGUGAGUGAAGAGAGCUACCGGGUCCUGAGCAAGAUGGGCUAUGACUUUGACUACAGAGGGACAGUGAAUGUCAAGGGGAAAGGUCAAAUGAAGACCUACCUCUACCCCAAGUGUAUAGACAACGGGAUCGUGCCUCAACACCAGCUGUCCAUCUCCCCGGACAUCCGGGUCCAGGUGGACGGGAGCAUCGGGCGGUCACCCACUGAUGAGAUCGCCAACCUGGUGCCUUCUGUACAGAAUUUGGACAGGGCGUCUCUGAGUUCCGAUAGCAGCACACAGGCCAAGGAUGUCCACCUGUCUUCUAAGAGGCCCUGGAGGGAGCCUGUCAGAGCAGAAGAGAGUUGCCGCUUCAGCAAAGCCAUGGAGAAAAGCGACUGUGAGGAAGUAGGGCUGGAGGAAGCCAAUGAGCUCACCAAGCUCAAUGUCUCCGGGAGCUUGUGACGCAGCGCUGAAAAGCUGCCCGCGGUGCUCUGUUCGUCAAAACACAAUAAUAUUUGUAUUAGGCUAUUGCACCUAUCCAGGUGCCACAGUGCCACCCCUGGACGUGGUGUGCUGUCAUUUCAGCCCUGACUUCUGUGUGGAUGAUGAAUAUUCAGGGCUCACUCCCACCCAUUUCUUCCCACCUGCUCCAUUCCCGGGACGCCUCCCGCCUCUGUGUCACCCGCUCAGCAGUGUGGAAAAUAACAAGUGCCUUCAGGGGUUGGCCUUGGUCUCCAUGCCUAGGGACAGAGGCCGCUGGGUGAAAUCAUGGCUCUGGAUGUCACUGGACUUUGAAAACAGAGGUUGUGGUUAUCAUUUUUAUUUCUUUUUCUCACAAGACUUUUUUUUUUUUUUUUGGCUAAUACGAUGUUUCUGAGGUUUAUUGUUUUUUUUUCUGUAUACAUGAUAGCGUUCUACAUGACCUGACCUUUCUAUGUAAACACAUACACGCACACAUCUGCAUUUAUGAAACUGAUAUAAAGUGCCAGUAGUUUACUGAGAAGGGUGUGUCUGAGGGGCAUGUGAGCUGAGGAAAGCAUUCAGCAGUCGGCAGAGAGGGCCCCACACGAAGCCAGAGAGCUCUUCAGAGAGCAACCCUCGAGUCCUUUCCUUGCAGGCUGUCUGUACUGCCUUCCCUAUGAUGAGUGGUUUUAGGAGCUCAUCUGCAUCCGGGCCAAGAUGUCAAAUGCUAACAGGUAACACUGUGUGUGAGCUGAGGCCUCAGGUUUUUUCAAAGCCAGCAUUCAUCCUGCCCCCUACCCCGAGGAAUCUUCCAGUUGGGAGUGAAGGUGGUUGUCUUCGAAGCUGCCGCAUCCAAGAGAGAAACUCAAAAUAAAUGUCCUAGGGUUACAUCUAUUUAUUUAUUUAUUUAUCAGGUGGUGUGUGUUGGGGGAUAGCAGGGGCCUUGGCGGAAGGAAGCAGGCUUUGUAGGGCCGGGGAUGGGCUGAGCAGAACCAGGAGGAGCUGUCUACUACUAGUUCAGCCACCUCAAGCCUCCCCUUGAGGGCAGGUGCUAGGUGGGAUUCCUAUCAAAGCUGAGGGGCCUUCCCAGACAUCAAAUGCACUUCGGGUGGGAAAAAUGCUCAGCCUCCCUUUUCCAAUGGAACACUACUGCUGCAGGGUCAGGAUUAGUCCCCUUAUGGAGGAAGCCUGGGCCAUGAGCUGAGCCUAAGAACAGGUAGACAGGGGUGGCGCUCUCUUCCUUUCCACCAAUUCCAACAGUGUUCUCGUGGUUUCCCAACUGCAGGCCGCAUGUGGCCUAUCUGUGGUAGGAUUCAUUCUUAUAAGCUGACUCCAGCCCCCUUCUGAUUGAGUUCUUACACUGUAUUUAGGGAGAGUCAUCUGUAUGCAGAUGAGGCGUGUUGCCUGGACGAAGUAUAGAAAACCAAGUAGCUUCACUUCUGUGCUGUUUCCAACUGGGUUUGUAAUUGCCACAAUGAGUCUGAAGUUUAUGGAGAACUGAGCUACAGUCUCCCUGUUGUGGUUGUAGUUUAAGGUGACACUGAUGCACAGCUCGGAAGGUAAUUAAUUUGAGGACGAGCGCCUUAUCUGUUGAGGUCUUCACCGUCUUGCCCAUGUGCAUUUUCUUUUCACUGUUAAAUCUUACUGUAGAGUUUUCACAGCUGCAUUAAGUCCCAGUAUUAUCCCUCCUCCCCAAAUGUUUACAGAAUCUGCAUAAAGAAGUAAUGGUUCUGCUCAGUCAGCUCGUCAAGGGAUGUGCAGGAGUGGCUUCGUGGCACCCGGAAUCUUGGCAUCCCCGGACCCAGAGCCCUCUCAGUCACUGAGUCUCUCCUUCAUGAGUCACUGCCAGUGUGUUGCUCUUCCAGUACCACAGAGGGGACGGCUGUGACAAUACCACGCUUCUAAAGAGUGUAUUCUUACGAAAUAUUGCACAACUUUUGUUUGUUUUUUUUUUCCUUAAGAAAUACUACCUGAUGCCCCCCUUGAAUGUAGGAAUUGUUGGCACUUCAGGAGUUUUCUUCCACAGUAUUAAGGGGUGUAUACAAGGGCUGUCAUUUCCCCUUACUCUCUGUUCUCCAGGCUCCAGAGCUAGAACGGCAUGUAAUGGGGCUGGGUGGUUGCCAACGAGCGAUACAGUCUUGGCUGUUUCACAAAGUGGACUGUACAGCAGCUCACCUCCUCACACGUCUUCCCUAUCAAACUGUCCUCCUUCACUGAGUGCAAAAGUGUUUGUGACUUCUGACCCCGCAAGACUGAGGAGCUAAUGCAUUAACAUCUGGCGGCCUAGUCUAGCUUUGCGUGAAUGCAGAUUUUAGAAUGGUCUUUACAAACCACCCUGAGCCUUCAGAAAUGGCUGGUACAAAUGCUCCCUUUGGGCCACAUGGCAACUCUGAUCCCCUAGGUCCCUGCCCUGAAGCAUACCUCAACACGGAGCAUAGACCAUCUGCAGUGGAGACGUCAUGCAUCCAGAUCUGUUGGCAUUGAACAAGUGGUUGCUGGAGACAGACAGGUUUCUAAGCAGUGGGCUCAAGUGCUAGCAACAAGAAGGAUGUGUCCUUCAGUGUGGCAAUACCUCUUACAAACUUAGGGCAAGAAGCAGUACUUCAGAAUUGAAUGUGUGUAAAUAGUUGCUCUGAGUUGCAAUUGCUAUUUUCCUCUUGGCCCUAGGUCAGAUCAAAUUGUAUAUAUUAAUACAUGAUAAACAAGCACACAUAAUUUUAUCCAAUGCAAACAAAUGUAAAGCAUCAGUUAUGAAACCCUUCAGAAGUUUGGAGAGUUCCCCAGGUGACACCCCACUGCGUAUGACCCUACUGAAGCCAACUUCCCUCAUACGUCACCCCUGCAGAUUUGCACUCAACGGAGAGCCAAAAGGUGGUGUGCUUCCCAUCAUGCAGGCUAGUAAUAGCUUGUAGUCUCCAAAGAUGCAUCUGUAUUUGAAUUUAUAGAUUUUCCAGGUAAGCAUUUUUUGAUUGGUGGUUUCAGAAAAAUCAUAUCCUGCCUAGAAUCUGAAAUUAAAUGAGCAAGAACAAACUGUUUGCCUUUUCUAUAUUUCAUUUGCUCUGCUCUUUUUAAAUUGUUAACUCUAAAUUUCAAAAUGCAUCCACUGAAGAAAUGGACAUUAAAAUAUUCAUAAAUCUAAUACUUGAUGCCUGGUAUUUCCUCAUUGAAGAGGGCAGUACUGCUAAUGUGUUCUGCACUUUGUGGCUGAAAUAGGAAGAUUUGCAUUUUCUUCACAUCAUGCCUUGGAAAACAGGUCAACUAAAAAAACCCUGUUCAUAUAUGCAUUUUUGUUUAUUUUAAUGGAAAUAUUUGCUGUAAAUUUUGGUUGAGAAGUAUUUAUUUUUACAUGGAAUUUUAAAAAAUAAAAAUCAGGUUGCAGGACAA
This is a messenger RNA of Loxodonta africana (African savanna elephant), 7663 nucleotides long. RefSeq names its product adenylate cyclase 9 (gene ADCY9). Gene Ontology annotation, cellular component: plasma membrane. The transcript is spliced from 11 exons. Gene Ontology annotation, biological process: adenylate cyclase-activating G protein-coupled receptor signaling pathway; intracellular signal transduction; cyclic nucleotide biosynthetic process. The record is from RefSeq and is a predicted model, not a curated record. Lineage: Eukaryota; Metazoa; Chordata; Mammalia; Proboscidea; Elephantidae. The coding region runs from base 221 to 4279 and encodes 1352 amino acids. Gene Ontology annotation, molecular function: adenylate cyclase activity.